Messenger RNA from Anneissia japonica, 5579 nucleotides. Its product is annotated as tripartite motif-containing protein 45-like. The transcript has 2 exons. The record is from RefSeq and is a predicted model, not a curated record. NCBI's taxonomy places the organism in Eukaryota, Metazoa, Echinodermata, Crinoidea, Comatulida, Comatulidae. The coding region runs from base 340 to 2538 and encodes 732 amino acids. Gene Ontology annotation, molecular function: zinc ion binding; ubiquitin-protein transferase activity. Gene Ontology annotation, biological process: positive regulation of DNA-templated transcription. Gene Ontology annotation, cellular component: chromatin; nucleoplasm.
UAGAAACAGCAAUAAUUCACAUAGUACUAUAGAUCAAAGAAUAGUACAUUCUUUUGCAGAUUUUAAACCAAAGCAAUGGAUGUGCAUAUAUGAUAAUUCAGUAUAUCUAUACUUGUUUUCUUUGUUAUUUCAAUAUCAAUCUUAUUGUAAUGUAUGAAUAGCCAGAGAAAAAUCCAACCAUAAAUUUGCAUGACAACAUUAUCAAGUCACACUGGAUUACACACUAUGAAUUGGUUAUCCUAUACCAGGUCACAUUUACAAUCAGCAAAGACACCAACUGUUGUUCUGUUGUACAAGUACACAUACCUCACAGCAAGGAAACAUAAGGAUUAAUUCAGGAUGGCUACCAGUGAGCUGAGUCAGUUUUUGGAAAAUGUUGAUGAGAAGGUCCUAGAGUGCACCAUAUGCUUCAAGAGACUUCAAAAUCCUAAAUCUCUCAACUGCCUUCAUACAUUCUGUUUAGCAUGUCUGGAAGACUGGGUUAAGGAGAAGGGUAAGCUAACAUGCCCAACAUGUUCAAAAUCAUGUUGCAUUCCAAAGGGCGGGCUUCAGAAGCUUCCACCAAAUACUAUUUUGAAUAACUUAUUAGAAACUAUUGACCAAUUUUCAAAAACAAGUCAGAUGAAAUGUAUUUGUAAAGGACAGGCAAAAUACUACUGCCAGGAAUGCAGACAUUACUUGUGCUCUACUUGUAGUGAUCAUCACAAAAUAUUGCCGAUGUCUGAAAAACACAAGCUACAUUCAGUGGAGGAUGUGCGAUCAAUGACGCCUUUACAGAUUGCAUCAUUGCAUCCUCCGCUAUGUUCACAUCACAACAAGACUUUAGAAUUUUUCUGCAGCAUAUGCAAUAUUCCAAUAUGCAUGCAUUGUACAAUUACUGACCACAAUGCAUGGGAAGGAAAUCACAAACCAAUCAGCAUUUCUAAAGCAUUUCAAACAUUUAAAGAAACUUCAGCAACAUUGGAGAAAGCAGCCAGUGACUGCAAAAACAAAUUACAAGAUGGCCUCAAAGCAGUUAUUCAGAAUGUUACAGAACUACAACAAAGCAAAGAUACAAGUUUAAAAGAUAUUGACAAUCAUGUACAAGUAUUGGUCAAGAUAAUCAAACAGAAUGCAGACAAAAUUAAAAAUAAAGUAGAAUCAAUCUACAAAAAGAAAAAAAAGGUGUUGGAUAUACAAAUGGAUAAAUUGAAAACGACAAUAUCUGAUAUAAAUACAAAACUGAGUUUUCUUAAUCAUUUGUUGAAAUGUGAUGAAGCAACAGCAAUGCAAUCAAGUGAAAGAUUAAGUACAGCAAUGAAGGACAUAAUUAAUGAAUUGCCAAAAACACGGCCAAAUGAUAAUGGAAAAAUUAAAUUUGUUAUCAAUGAAAAUCAGUUUCAUUCAUUGAAAAAAUGUGAUAUAGGGUAUGUAUCACAUUCAGCAGCAGAGUAUUUAACAUUAAAGGGAGCCAAUUAUGUGACCCAAGGUCAGACAAUUAUUGUCAAAGUAAUCAAAACCAAUGAAUGUGAAAUUCAUGCAAAUCAACUGAAGGCAACAUGGACACAGCCUACAGGAAAAGCCAACGUCACUCAAGUUCAAGAAGAUGACAAUGGAGAUUAUUUUGUGACAAGAAAAUGCACAAGUUUAGGAGUCUGUAAACUUGAUGUAAGUGCCGAUGGGGAGCCAAUUAAGCAGUCACCAAUGAUUAUCAAAGUAGAGAAGGAAGGAUUAGUAAACACUAUUCAUAUAAACAAAGAUUAUGUUACAGAUAUAGUUAAGUGUGGAGAUGAUUGCUUGAUUUUUUCAUGUCACACAAAUGAAAUGCUCAAAUACAAGCAAUCAGGAGAAUAUAUUUGUACAAUUAUGCUACCACAAGUUGUGAGAGUUAACAAAAUGUACACAAUGAAAAAUGGUAACAUAGCUUUUAGUGAUUCAAAUAGUGGUGACAUCAAAGUGUGCAAUAUGAAUGGUCAGGUGAUCAAAUCAACUGGUCAGAUAGUAAUUAUGAAUACAGAAGCUGGUAUCCAUGUGGAUGAGGCAUCAAAUGUUGUGUAUGUAGUAGAUGUUAAUAAUGGAUGUGUGGUUAAGUUUGACAUUGAUAGUGGCCAAAAGAUAGGAUGGAUAGGGUCAGAUGGUAACCGACAAUAUCGAACUCCUAGCGGAAUUCGUAGCGGAAUUCGUAGAGUCACUGAUGUCACUGAUGUCGCUGAUGUCACUCUUACAAAUCAGGGACUUAUUCUCAUACUGGAGAAGUACAACAAGAGAUUAUUGUUAUUUAAUAAUGAGGGAAGUUUCAUAAAAAUCCUUGUUGGGGGUUAUAAGAAUGACAGGUUGGCAAAUCCGUGUGAAGUAGUAGUUGAUGAGGAUGACAACAUCAUUAUAGCAAGUAACUACAGACUACAGCUAUUCAGUAGUGAUGGAAAAUUCAUUAAAAGAAUUGAUAAAGAAGAAGAUGGAAUCAACUAUCUUUGUGGAUUAACCAUCAUUUCAUAUCAUCCACGUAGAGUUGCCAUAGCAAAUAAUGGUAACAGAAGUAUCAACAUAUUCAAUUAUUAAAUAUAUUGAUAUUCUGCUGCCCACAUUCUUGUGGUAUUAUGUUUGUAUCAAGUUAAAAAAUUGGCAUAUACUAAAAGAAUGAAUAUAGUUUUUUUAUUACAUAAAUACUCUAAAGUUGAUCAAGUUUUCAGGAUGGUAUUCAAAUUACUGUAGUUGUAUAAAAUAGUUAUUAUUAUCAAUUUAUUUAUGUAUUUGACCACGGACAUUAUGGCACCUAUGUUCCUAUAGCUAUACAAUAUACAAUAUAUACAAUAUACAAUAUACAAUAUACUUUAUUCACAACUAAAAACAGUUGAAUUGCACAUACAUAAGAAAUUUAAAAAUUGCCUUAAAAGUUAAAAACAUCAAAAUGGAGACGGUAAACAAAAUCACACACAUUAUCAAAGUAAUAACAAUAAUUAUAAUAUUAUGAUUAUUAUUAUUAUUAUUAUUAUUAUUAUUACUGUAAGUUUCAGUACUAGGAUAAGAAUGUAUUUGCUAAUGUUGGACUUGUAGUUGCUCUUAAUUAGUGAAUAUAAUCUGUUUUACAUUAUUUGAACCCAUGACCCUUAGAUAGGAAUGAGAACAAGCAUCUUCUUAACCAUCAGCAACAGUGCCACCAUGGUUGUUAAACAGUCAAAAUAUGCUGAUGUUACAGGACACUGAACAGUAAACUUUUACCAGCAGUAGCAGUAAUUUUAGGAAUAAUAAUAAUAAUAAUAAUAAUAAUUAUUAUUAUUAUUAUUAUAUUAUUAUUAUGUUGAUGUAACCAAGGAGGUAUAAAAUACCUCCUUGAUGUAACAUUGUACCAACUGCCCUUUCGAAAAUGUGCACUUGAGUGACUGCUAAAGUGUGGUUACUGAUUUAUACUUUGCACCUUAUUUAUAUAAAGUAAUGUGCAACACAGAAUUUAGUGUUUAUUAGUGACUAUUAGUGAGUUUAAUAUAAUCAAAAGAAAAUAAUUGUAUUUUAAGCAAUUUUUAAAAUAAAUUUUUUUCUUGCAUCAGCUAACAGCAAGUAACUAACCAAUUACAGGGUGUAAUAUUUUAAAUUAUACAAUGCCUGUAUACUGUAUAUUCUAUUAAUUUGAUUGGUUGAUAACAGGACACAUGAGAUUGGAUGACUAUCCCAUGCUUAUUUGAGUACUAGUCAACGAUCAUUGAGUAGUACUUUUUCAUCUCAAAGAUGACAAAAUCUCAAAUGCAACGCGACGCGAGCGAGAGAAAAAUAGCCUAGUGUAGUUACAACCUGCGCAUCAACAAGAAGUUAAUCAUUCGGUAGCCCACUCCGCCGAUAAAAUGGCAGGUCCAUUUGAUACUGGGUCAUUUGUACUUUUGAGCAAAGGUUUUGAGGAAUUACUGAAUGCGGUGAUGCCGAAUCAACAAAAAAAAGCAAUAAAGUAAUUGUAACUCACAAAAACCAUGUGAGCAAUUGAUGAAGAUUUUUCUAUCGUUAGAUACAGCAGCCUAGGCUAGGCCUACACCUGAGGGCCUACAGGACAAAGGUAUUUAUUGAUAUAAUGGAAAGAGAUACAGAGGUGUUGUAUAAAACAAAUACUGAAUGUUUCUCAUUCGUACAAUGGGGUAGAAUAUUUAAUUCGGUGAAAGAUUGCAUGUUCUAUUCAACUCGGCUAUGCCUUGUUGAAUGGAACAUCCAAUCUUUCAUCUCGUGAAAUAUUCUACUCCAUUGCACGAAUAAACAAUCAUUAUUUGUAUAAAUUCAUAUCUUAAACUAGUUUCUAAUUGAUAUUUAAUGUGUUGUUUUGCAUUUUUUGCAUGGCUUUAACUUUAAUAUUAUAUAAUGAAUUUGAAAAUAGUAAUGUACCUUAUUUAGGCUAAACAUGAAUAACAGGUAGUUAAUUUUAAUGGUGGAUGAAAUGUAUACUAAACAGUUUGUAGAACCCAGCAAAGCAGUAAGUUACUGUAAAACAUGUUAAAGUUGAAUUAUAAUAAUUGAGUGUACAAAGUCUGUAUAUCUAGAAAUAAGUGAAUAUCUAUGAGAUGAUAAUUCAAUAUCUAUACAGGCCUACAGUCACACAGAUUAAAAUGAAACAUAACCAUAGGGAAGCAGUGGUGGUGCCCUUGUCUGCUAAGCCAAGCCUCCCUGAUUAACACAGUUGGAUGAUGUCACAACAUUUCUGGCACUUAUGAGUGGGAACCUUUACUUUAAGCAUGUUGGUGUAGCGCAACAGAAUCUAUGGUCCCAGUUUGAAGGGUUGAGUGUAUUCCCUUUCCGAUUGUUUAGAAACUUAUGCACUUGCAGGACUAUUAGCAAUAUCAGUCAUAUUAAUCUGUCAUAAAACAAUUCCACAUUCGGUUUAAGUUAUUUUAUGCUAAAACCAAGGGCUGUGACCGUAUAGAAUAAACAAAUUACUUCAUGUUUUUUUGCUACAGUAGUAUAUUUUACAUAGAAUAAAUAUUCAUAUUCUAAACCCUAUUGAUUGCACAUCCAUGUGUCUGACUGUCUGAAUAAAUUAAAACAAAAAAACAAAAACAGUGUGUAGUAUACAUCUUGUAAUUUAAGUCUAUUUAAGGCUGCCUAUAGCAUCCCAGGUACAAAUUACAGCUGAAGUUGGUGUACAUGUACUGAUCCCCAAGAGAUCCAUUACAUGUAUUCGUUUCUCCUAAUCAAAUCAACUAUGCUAGAGACUUUUGAUAAACUUUUAAAUUAUAGUAGAAAAUAGUACUGAAACAAAUUCCAUGAAAGUUUGAAAUGAAAAGUUCUAUUAAAACUAUAAUAGCAAAUUAUUAUCAUUAAAUUAUAUAACUAUUACAGUACUGUAUUUGAAUAAUGUUAUAAGUAUUUAUUGUCAAGUUAAUAUGCUAUUAUCUUACAAAUAUUUUUAACUGAUAUCAAUAACAAUAGUAUUUAUUUGGAAUUCCAAGAUACAGUGUACUGUAUAUAUCUUUAAAUUAUUUUAGAAGCUAUAGAUCGUUUACUUUUUCUUUUUUAUCAUGUACCACUGGACAGAAAUUUCAUAAUACUCAGAAUUUUGGGUCAAUAAGAUCAAAUCCAAAAGUUAGGCCUAUUUUCUCCAUGACUAAAUAUAUUUAUGCUGUAAU